AUGCUCCUGCCUGCCCCAUUGCUGCUUGUGGCUCUCUGUGUUCCACUGUGGACCCAAGCCUGCGGACCCAGUGAUGAGGACCCACCCACGAAUGUUGUACUAGGGUGGGUCAAACAGCGACUGCUGGAGAGCUUGGGACUGGAGGAGCCACCCAGUGCACGGCCCCACCACCAGCCAAGACACAGACUGGGGCUUACCCAGCACACAGCCUCCACUCGAUUGGGCAGGGCAGCAUUGACAGAGAGGAGAAAAUCUCAGCCGGACACCUCACAGGUCAUCCUGUUCCCCAGCACCGAUUCCACCUGUGUUUCCAGUUCUGACCUCCCGCCAACAGAGGGAGCUGGCCACUUUACCUACUACUUCCAGCCCUCUGGAUACACACUGGAGCGCAGUGUCACCUUGGCUCACUUUUGGUUUUACUCCGGAGGGAAUGGGACAGAACUGCAGGAAGGAAACACGUCGGCACCGGUCUUCAUUCUUACCUCUCACCAGCAGUUAGAAGAAGCAGCAAAACACCCAGAAAAGAGAUCUCCAGAUGGAUGGUCAGUUUACCACAUCAAGAGGCCUAUCCAUUCCCUUCUGUCAGACGGACCUUUCGUUCUCCAGGUGCGUUGUCCAAAUUGCGGCUGCCACUCUGAGCCCGAAAAGACCCCCUUUCUUCAGUUCCACAUGCUACCAAAAAGCCCAGAGCGAUCAAGGAGGUCCUCUGUUCCAUGGUCUCCUACUGCCAUUGACCUCCUGCAAAGGCCAUCCCAAGAGCAGCCUGUAUACAAUGACUGCCACCGCAUGGCUCUUAAUAUCUCCUUAGAGGAACUGGGCUGGGACAACUGGAUCGUACACCCAAGAGCAUUCACUUUUCACUACUGCCAUGGGAAUUGCUCCAGCAGAGAACACAUGACCACCUACCUUGGGAUCAAGCAGUGCUGCGCUCCCGUCCCGGGUACCAUGAAGUCUCUUAAAUUUCGUACAACCUCCGACGGUGGAUAUUCUUUCAAGUACGAUACACUUCCCAACAUGAUUGCAGAGGAGUGCUCCUGUAUUUAGCAGGAGCUUUGAAUGCCAUCACUGAUCUGGGACUACCUUUACAUUAUGUAGCAAAGCUGACAUGCCUGACAUUCUAGUGCCCACUAU
Molecule: messenger RNA, 1131 nt
Organism: Polyodon spathula (Mississippi paddlefish)
Lineage: Eukaryota; Metazoa; Chordata; Actinopteri; Acipenseriformes; Polyodontidae
Product: inhibin alpha chain-like
Exons: 2
Coding region: 1-1044 (347 amino acids)
Biological process (GO): SMAD protein signal transduction
Cellular component (GO): extracellular region
Molecular function (GO): cytokine activity; growth factor activity
Source: RefSeq, a predicted model, not a curated record